Molecule: messenger RNA, 1866 nt
Organism: Fragaria vesca subsp. vesca
Lineage: Eukaryota; Viridiplantae; Streptophyta; Magnoliopsida; Rosales; Rosaceae
Product: organic cation/carnitine transporter 4-like
Exons: 2
Coding region: 62-1681 (539 amino acids)
Biological process (GO): transmembrane transport
Cellular component (GO): membrane
Molecular function (GO): transmembrane transporter activity
Source: RefSeq, a predicted model, not a curated record
UAAAAAGAGCCUUCACGUAUACUUCGGUGCAAACCAAGAAGUUGAAGCCCUUUCAAUAACAAUGACUUCGUGUGAUCUGGGUGACCGGAGCUCCGAUAUCCGGGAACCCUUCAUCUCCACCGCGAAGUUAUCCACGGUGGAGAACAAAAAGGAGAAGCUAUGCAUAGACGACAUGCUCCAAAAGUAUUGCGGCGAGUUCGGGCCGUGGCAGCGUUGGCACUUCGUGCUGACCAGUUUGGCUUGGGCUCUCGAGGCGUUUCACACCAUGGUCAUGAUCUUUGCGGACCGUGAACCAAGUUGGAGGUGUCUUGACGGCCAUUCGGGCUGUGAUCCGACAGCCCCGAGCGUCUGUGGGUUUGCUCCGGGCUCGUGGGAGUGGCUGGGCGGUCCGGUGAGCUCGACGGUGGCGGAAUGGGGUCUGGUUUGUGAAGAGAAGUAUAAGGUCGGGUUGGCGCAGGCCUUGUUCUUCGGCGGCUGUAUGAUUGGUGCUGGAGUUUUUGGUCAUUUUUCAGACUCAUUCCUUGGAAGAAAAGGCUCUUUAACGGCAGUAUGCUUAUUAAACACCAUCUUUGGUGUCUUAACGGCAUUCUCCCCAAACUACUGGGGGUACGUCCUCCUCCGUCUCCUCACCGGCUUCAGCACUGGCGGCGUCGGACUCUGCGCUUUUGUCCUCGCAACCGAGCCUGUAGGCCCCACAAAGCGUGGGGCGGCAGGAAUGUCCACAUUCUACUUCUUCUCAACCGGCAUCGCAUUGCUUGCAGGCAUAGCUUUCAUUUACCCAUCAUGGCGUGAACUCUACAUUGCCUCCUCGAUCCCCUCCUUCCUCUUCCUCGUCGCAGUCCUUCCCUUCCUCUCAGAGUCUCCGAGGUGGUACCUUGUACGAGGCAAAGUAAACGAGGCCACAAAACUCAUGCGUGCUAUUGCCAAGUCAAAUGGAAACCACCUCCCCAGUGGAGUUGUCCUAUCCCUAGACGAAGAUGCAAACGAUACAGAUCACCACCAUGAAACUUGCGUGAGCUCCAACGACAAAGAAGCCAUAAGUGGUUCCCUCAUUGAUGUGAUUAAGUCACCAACGACUAGAAUUCGGUUGUUUCUAGCGGUUACAAUAACCUUCUUGUGCUCCGUUGUGUACUACGGCCUGAGCUUGAACGUUGUCAACCUCGACACCAACCUCUACCUCAAUGUACUGCUCAAUGCGGUGGCAGAAAUGCCAGCAUUUGCAAUCACGGCGAUAUUGCUUGAUAGGUACGGAAGGAAGCCACUGGCCAUUGGAACGCUGUGGUUUAGUGGAAUUUUCUGCUUUGUUGGGAGCUUGAUGAAGAGCGUUGGGAUUUGGAAAGUUGUGAGAAUGGUGUGUGGGAUUUUAGGGAUAUUUGGAAUGGCGGGGACUUAUAAUUUGUUGUUUAUUUACACGACUGAGUUGUUUCCUACCGUGGUUAGGAAUGCGGCUCUUGGUUGUGCGACACAGGCGGCGCAAAUGGGAGCUAUUCUUGCACCAUUCGUGGUGGUUUUGGGGGGCGGUUUACCAUUUUCUGUGUUUGCAGCUUGUGGGAUUGCGGGGGGAGUGUUUGCAUUUUAUCUACCGGAGACGUUGAAUAGGCCUUUGUAUGAUACGAUGGCUGGGAUGGAGGAUGGGGAGAGUACUCCUAGCACUGCUACUAUUUGUACAAGUACUGUAUGAAACUUAGGAUGUUCAGUUAAGAAAUAGAAUAAUAAUACUCUUAAGAUUCACCUACAUAAUUUUCUUUCUUCCUAUAUAUCUUUCCAGUUCUGAUUUUGACAUAUCGGUGUAUGCGCUUGUUGAGCCAUAAAUUCAGGUAUUAUGUUACAUUACAAUCAUAAAGUAAUUAACCCCAAUUUUCAGAA